Molecule: messenger RNA, 1635 nt
Organism: Trichomycterus rosablanca
Lineage: Eukaryota; Metazoa; Chordata; Actinopteri; Siluriformes; Trichomycteridae
Gene: ptp4a3b
Product: protein tyrosine phosphatase 4A3b
Exons: 6
Coding region: 635-1156 (173 amino acids)
Biological process (GO): protein dephosphorylation
Cellular component (GO): nucleus; cytoplasm
Molecular function (GO): protein tyrosine phosphatase activity
Source: RefSeq, a predicted model, not a curated record
CUGGUUGUGAGCGUCAUUCCAGCUUACUCUGCACUCUGUACUCCACCACUGACUGACACCGGCUCAGUCCUGCUCCUGCUGCUUCCUCACCGCUCGUCUUACAGCCGGCGUGAUUUACUUUUAAUGCCUUUUCAAUAAGGACGGGCGGCUGAUUCUCGUUUGGGGUUUUAAUCUCUUUGAUCUGGUUCGAUCGGCCUGUACAGCUCUUCUCAUCAGCAUCAUUUCCCUCGUUGAUGGAGUUUUUGCAAGGUAGCGGCGACUACUGCCACGCCCAACAUCUCCAGGCCUGAGCCCGGGUGUCGCUGCCCGUCUCUGACAGCUGAAUGCCAGCGGAAACGCCCGUCCUGCCCGGCUCACUCCGGUCCCACUGACUCCCAGAACCGACCUCGCACCAGAUGGGUUAAGUAGCGCCGGGGCUCAGGGCUUUCGGACAGUGCUCCACCCCGCUCCGGCCCAUGACCGGUGCUCUCCUGGUGCCUCGGAGAACCAGGCAGCUAGUUUUGUUUGUACGGACAGAUCACAGGAUCCUCUGUUACAGUAGAGAGGGCUCGUGUAGUCCUGCCGGUGGGUGUGUUUUUAGAGGUGUUUGGUCACAGGACACCGGCCCAGCUUACAGUGUGGCUGGCACUGCGGCAUGACCAGGAUGAACCGACCGGCCCCCGUCGAACUGUGCUACAAAAACAUGCGCUUUCUGAUCACGCACAACCCAACCAACGCCACCCUGAGCGCCUUCAUCGAGGAUUUAAAGAAAUAUGGAGCGACCACAGUGGUGCGUGUUUGUGAAAUAACUUAUGACAAGACGCCACUGGAGAAGGAUGGAAUCACAGUCAUGGACUGGCCAUUCGAUGACGGCGCUCCUCCACCUACUAAGAUAGUGGACGACUGGCUUUCACUGCUGAAGAAUAAGUUCUGUGAGGAUCCAGGCAGCUGUGUUGCUGUGCACUGUGUGGCUGGACUUGGCCGAGCUCCAGUACUGGUGGCCCUGGCGCUAAUAGAAAGUGGAAUGAAGUAUGAAGACGCCAUCCAGUUUAUCAGACAGAAGCGUCGGGGCGCCAUCAACAGCAAGCAGCUGACCUACCUAGAGAAGUACCGUCCGAAGCAGAGACUCCGCUUCAAAGAUCCGAACAACCACAAGAACAAAUGCUGCCUCAUGUGAAGCCGUCUCGGCCCGUCCGCCGCCAAAGGGAACGAUCUAGGACUCGUCCACGGAGCAGAACUGAUCCUGAUGCCACAAAUAAUGUUUUUUUUGUGUUGUUUUUUUAUACCCUCGGACACUCGGCUCCUCUUGGAUCUCCGGAAGACCCCCUAUCGCGGGGGCUUUAUGAGCUCAGGGUUGGUAAAAGACAAGCCUAAUGAGAUUCAUCUUUAAACCUCGAGCCUCUGCGUCUCACGGUUGGCGGUGUUGGCGUGUACGCCUGAUUAGGGUCGAGUCCCAUGCCAUUUAGGGACGGGGCGGGGCAAAAAAAGACACCGGAGACCUCGGAGGAAUUUAUGGCGUGGAAGGAAACCGAAGCACGGGGCGCAAGGAUCGAACCCAGGAUUCCGGGUUGCCUGUUGUGUCCAAGUUCCCCUAUCGCGCAGUCCUGUCAGCCGCGUAGACAUUUUUCAAGUCUCUCGAUACGUCCCAGCCAUCCC